Messenger RNA from Staurois parvus, 735 nucleotides. Lineage: Eukaryota; Metazoa; Chordata; Amphibia; Anura; Ranidae. The record is from the annotation of a GenBank genome assembly.
AUGACCAGCUUCCAGGAGGACACUGUCACCUCCACUCAGGGCAAGGCCACAGAGAGUCCAGAGGAUGAUCUUGAGGCCCAGGAGAAACUCGAUCACUUUCCUGAUGACUUCAAUCAGCUGGAACUUCUGGAAACCCACAGACACUUGAUUCCAACAGGAACCCAGAGCCAUUGGCCUGGAGAGUCUGAUGACGACGAUGAGGAGAAGACUGAGGAAUGGUACGAGAUGCAGGAGGCCCAGCUGCAAAAUAAUCCUAGAGACUUGCUGCUGUUUGCUGCAGAAAAUAACAGGCUGGCAACCGUCCAGAGAGUUCUUGCAGCCCACCCAGAUUUUGUGAACGUAACUGAUGAAGAUCUGUAUACCCCACUGCACAGAGCCUCCUACAACGGUCACCUAGAUGUGGUACGGGAGCUGAUUGCAAAGGGGGCAAACAUACAUGCCGUCACACUGGAUGGAUGGACCCCACUGCACAGCGCUUGCAAAUGGAAUAACACCGCUAUUGCAUCUUUCCUAUUGCAGCAUGGCGCAGAUAUCAACGCACAAACUGAGGGCUUUCUGACCCCUUUACAUCUAGCUGCGGCCAACAGAGAUAGUCGCCAGAUCUUGGAGCUUCUUCUCAUGAACCGCUACCUCAACCCUCAUCUAACUAACAAAGUGGGAGAAACGGCUCAAGAGAUUGCCCGCCGGACCGACGUGUUUCACUACCUCUUUGAAAUGACAGAAUAUUGGACUUAA